This is a messenger RNA of Leptomonas pyrrhocoris, 2211 nucleotides long. RefSeq lists its product as hypothetical. Gene Ontology annotation, molecular function: small GTPase binding; GTPase activator activity. The record is from RefSeq and is a predicted model, not a curated record. Gene Ontology annotation, biological process: activation of GTPase activity; nucleocytoplasmic transport. The coding region runs from base 1 to 2211 and encodes 736 amino acids. NCBI's taxonomy places the organism in Eukaryota, Euglenozoa, Kinetoplastea, Trypanosomatida, Trypanosomatidae. The transcript has a single exon. Gene Ontology annotation, cellular component: perinuclear region of cytoplasm; cytosol; nucleus.
AUGGUCGGCGGCAAACAACGCCACGUUUUGUUCUUCGGCUCGCUGGCCGUCAGCGUGGCCGGGCACGACGUCUACGACGAUGAGGUGGUCGCCCAGCUCGAGCGUCAGAGCGCGUUUGUGAAGCUGCGCACCACCGUCAGCGCACCGUUCCGCAAAACGGAAGAGUCGUUUGCCGCGGUGGCCACCUCGCCGCUCUACGAAAUUCAUCAGAAUGACGCCCCCCUUGCCACCGCCGCUGCGAUGGUGGGCGCCUUUGGGGCCCCGCAGCCGUCGCAGCCGCACCGCUUCUACCACAGUUCCCAGCAUCAACACCACCGUCAGCGGGCAGCAUUUGUGCCGGUGAUGCUCGAGCUAGCAAAAGGCGUGGCGGCGGAGGAGGUGCCGUCGAUUGAGGAGAUGGACCGCGACCUGACCUCCCUCCCAUCCCCAUCCGACGACGGCCUGAGCGCGCUGAACAGCGGCGACGUGACGGCAGAAAACUACGCAUCGGCCUCUGUGCGGAUUGAGGUGGACUUGUCUCGAAGUGGCAACCGCACGGGUCUGGUCGCGAUGCAGGAGGUGUCUUUACCCUCGUUAAACUACCUGGCGCGCCACCAUGUCUGCACGCUCGUGCGCAUUCCGCUGCUGACGAGCACCAUUCAAAAGGCAGCCGUGAGCGACGUCGAUGCGGCCUCGCUCGCGCUGGAGGAGGCGCAGCGGCAGUGCAGCAGCGGCAGCCUUGACGGUGCCGCCGACCUCGGCGCGGCUGGUGUGGCACUGCACCUGUACGUGGUGGUGCGCGUCGUGAGCCUCGCGGAGAAGGUGCGGCUGACGCAGGAGGCAGACGACGCCGUGCGCCCGCUGCUCGAUGCUGCGGAGUCGGAACCGGCGGCGCUGCGGCUGCGCCUCACGCAGCGCGGUGAGGCCCCUUACGGUGCGAUGCCGCUGACGGAGUUGUACCGGCAUUACAAGCGCUUCUUCGAGCACGACGGGAACACGGUACUGAAACACGGUGACGCCAUCAUGCGCCGUCUCGGCAACGCACCGCGACAGCGUGAGGCGGACGCUUCCUUCCCGCACCGCUGGAACGCGCUGACGGAGGUCGACCUGCGGCCGCUGCUGCUCGGUGAGAAGGCGUUUGCGCCGCUGCUGCUGACGUUGGCGCACUGCACAAAUCUUCGUGCCCUGUACGCGGAUGGGAACCAACUGGGCGACCUGACCUGCGGCCGGCUCGCUGUGCUCUUCCGUCGACAUCGCUAUCUCGCCUACAUUGGUCUCGCCAAGAACGGCAUUCAUGAGGGAGGGGCAGCGCAGCUGAUGCGGCUGCUGAAACACAACCUGCGCAUCACCGCGCUGCCGUGCGAGGGCAACUAUUUCUCCGAUGCGAUGCAACAGCGCAUUGCGCAGGCGACGGCGAAAAACGCUAACGUUAUUGCAAACGACCCGCUGAACAUCUUUUCUCAGGAUUACAGCUACCUGACGGACCUAUCGAGUCUGCCGGAGCCGACGCAGCGGCAGGCGCUGCGGACGUGGGCGAUGCUGUCCGCCGCACCGGUCGGGGACGUCGAUGUGAUGGUGCACAACUCCACCACCAGUUCGCAGCGCACGAUCGGCGACUCGCCGCAGAUUGCGAUGCAGCGUGCCAAGAUGGCGCUGCACGCCCGCGAGACCUUCUCGCUGAUCCCUCCCGCCGCGCUGGCGCCGCUGCUGAACGAGGUGAUGCGGACGGUGUACGUGGCGGUGUCGCGCCUGCUGCCCGACCCCCUCGUGCGCUCUCUCUUUUCAGAUAUGGAAAUGGUUCUGGCGAGGCAGCAGGAGCAGAAGGAGGCGCAGGCGGACGGCGCGGCGACGCAGCGAGGGAGGGGCGACGCGGGCGGCUCGUCGCUUCCGCACGGCGUGCGGGCUGCGUUGGGCGAUGAGCGGGCGGCGCCGAUCAACCCCGAGAAGCUGUAUGCGCGCUCCUUUGCCCGCGUCGUCGUGACGGUCUUCCGCGGGUUGAUGCUGUCGACGCCGUGGGAGGAGAUGGCGGUGGUGCUGGAAGGGAUUGGCCGCAUGCAUCGGGAUUUGGGCGUCAUGGCCGAGGAUUACUGGCUGGCGGUGCACGUGUUCAUGGCGGCGGUGCGCAUUAGCUGUGGCUCCGACAGCUACGAUGCCGAUCACGCGUCGUCUUUCCUGGCCAUACUGGCCUUGGCGGUGCGCACCACCGCUGGCUUCGCUGUGCAGCUUAAAUAA